ACACGGCGAUUGCAUACCCGCCCUUCCCGCUUCCCCGGCGCGCUUCCGGCCCCGGGCCCGCCCCAGCCGCGCUCCCGCCGCCUGCUUCGCGCUUCCGCUGCGCGUUCCCAUGGCGCUGAAGCGGAUACAAAAAGAACUAAGUGAUUUGCAGCGAGAUCCACCAGCCCACUGUUCUGCUGGACCUGUUGGAGAUGACUUGUUUCAUUGGCAAGCAACUAUUAUGGGACCUCCUGAUAGUGCAUAUCAAGGGGGAGUAUUUUUUCUCACAGUGCACUUUCCAACAGACUAUCCUUUCAAACCACCAAAGAUUGCUUUUACAACAAAAAUAUAUCAUCCAAACAUAAACAGUAAUGGGAGUAUUUGUCUUGAUAUCUUGAGAUCACAAUGGUCACCAGCUCUGACUGUUUCUAAAGGUAUUUUGUGUCACUUCAAAAGCUGCUUAAAAUGUGGGUGCUGUUGUUCCUCCUCACCCAUCUUCAAAAUGCUAAGGCACACUUAAUCAUAUUAUGGAAAUUUCUCAUGUGACUCAAAAGGUCAAGCUGUAUCACAUCUGAUGUACUUGGGAGCUCUCUAAGCUAAAGUGGAAUGCAUUGGGUGUGCAAGCAAAGACAAAAUGGUGGGUCUUUGUCCAGUGGAAUUGCUCUAUGCAAGUCCAGUUGCUGUACCUCCUUGGAAAAACAACUUCUCAUGCUUACAGCCCUAUGCAGUAAUCUCACAACCCAUAUAAAAUCUAAGUCUAAUACUGCUUCCUGAAGUCAUUGCUGAAGAUAUCAAUUACUCUUAUGUGUAAUUGGUGUAUUUUUUUCACAUAAAUUAGGUGUUUUAUAGUUAUCCAAAAAUUGUCUUCCUUCUAGUUGUUAAGCAAAUGAAAACUGGCACUUAGGUUUAACACUUGGUAUCUACAACUGAAAACUAGUAAGAUUUUUAGAUCUUCAGCAUUUUUCUAUCUCUUUACUUGUUCAGUACUUCUUUGGUUAUAAAUGUAGAGCGGUCUGCUGGUCUCAUGUUCAUAUAUUCUGUGCUUUUAGCCUGCUUGCAUUUUAUGUAUUUCAUAAACUGGAAAUUAGCUCAAUGACUCAUGGAAGUUUCUCCUUUUUAGUCUUUGUUUAGCUGAAUAAAAAGUUUCUAGAAUAUUGUAGCACCUCUGACCAUGUAUAUGACCAUAUAUUCUUACCUGAUUUUCUAAUAUUAUUGGCACUUAAAACAAGUCAGUAUUGAAGUGGCUGAACUUUCUCCUCCUGAAAAUGGGUGUGGGCUCUUGGGUAACAAGAUAAAUCAGGGAGGAAAAAAAGUAUUCUACAGUCAAUUCUUAUGGUAGCAUGAAGUUCCCUAUCACAUAUUUAGAAUUAUUUCACUGUGUACUCUUGUAUGCAUAUUAAUUCUGACUGCAAAAAUUAAAAUUGCCUGAAAAGUAUGGCCUGAAAAUAUUAGGAAAACAAAUCAAACCUCCUUGGUUCAAUACCAGGAAAUUAAUAUGAAAUUAUAAGUGAAUACCUGUAUUUAAUGCAGAUCAAGUAUUUCCCAAAAUGGAACUCACACUUAGAUAAGAUGUUCUUAUGACUGAGAGAAUAACUGUCAGCACAGAAGUGGAAAAGGAUAUGCACAAAUAGAGUACUGUAUGGCAAUGUAAUAUUAAUAAUAUUAGUUACCUUAACUGCAGGUGGAAAGCUUAGUUUGAGAAAAUAUCUAUAUGUAACUGUGUAGUCUGUAGGUUGGCUAACGUUCCUAGGCUAGGAUGUGGGAGAGAGAUCAUUACAAAAGGUACAGGUUCAUGUUCAAAUUCCCUGGGCUUGUGUCAGGUCUUAGGCCCUAGAGAAAUGAUGCUGUAUAAAGAUUUCUGCACAGAACUGUUAAAUGACAGCUUAAUACUAAUAUGUGUUCUUUUUCCAAUACCCUCCUACCACCCUCCUUCAGUAUACUGGAAUAUAUUAAAGAAUUAUAGAAAUAAAGCAAACUAACUUGUUUAAUCUAGUGUCUCUUUU
This is a messenger RNA of Poecile atricapillus (Black-capped chickadee), 1982 nucleotides long. It is a transcript of the gene UBE2D1, whose product is annotated as ubiquitin conjugating enzyme E2 D1. The coding region runs from base 110 to 499 and encodes 129 amino acids. The record is from RefSeq and is a predicted model, not a curated record. The transcript has 6 exons. Gene Ontology annotation, molecular function: ubiquitin conjugating enzyme activity. Lineage: Eukaryota; Metazoa; Chordata; Aves; Passeriformes; Paridae. Gene Ontology annotation, biological process: ubiquitin-dependent protein catabolic process; protein polyubiquitination. Gene Ontology annotation, cellular component: nucleus.